Suillus subaureus is the source of this 798-nucleotide messenger RNA. RefSeq lists its product as uncharacterized. The record is from RefSeq and is a predicted model, not a curated record. NCBI's taxonomy places the organism in Eukaryota, Fungi, Basidiomycota, Agaricomycetes, Boletales, Suillaceae. Bases 1 to 798 code for a protein of 265 amino acids. The transcript is spliced from 3 exons.
AUGAAAUCCCUACAGUGUGCUGAUGCACCUAAGCCUAAUUGUCCUCGUCCUUGUCCUGUGAAAAAGGCUGUGAAAGACCCAGAGACCACUGACUUGACUACAGCUGCCAAUAAGGCUGUUGGCGCUAUAGGCAAUGGUAGCAGGGCUGAUAAAUCAGCAGCUGGUGCCAAUAUUGAGCAUCCUGGGAGUGAAGAAGAUGAGAAGUUGGAGGUGCAGAUGCCAGGAGCAAGCAAAAAGAAGGGAAAGAGGAUGGUGAUACCAGUGAAAACCCCUGUGAGAGAUGUGAUUGAUGUGGCAGGUGCCCUUAUUGCCAAUAAAUCAACACAGGCAUGUGAUGAUGAUAAGUCAUCUGACUCAGAUGUGACACAAAUUUGCAUUGGAAAGCCAUCCUCCAAGUCCAACUUGAAGCACUGUGAUAGAGCUUCCGGAGUGCCUUCUACUAUCUCUAGUGCCACUCCCUCCUCUAAGCUUACUAGGGGGAGCACUAUGAGUAGUGGUGGUGCCUUACUCAUGCCUAUUGAUACUCCCAAUGCUUGGGCCAAUGAUGUGUUGGAUCUUUUUACAACUCUGUUUGCAGACAGCAAAUUAACUGAUUCAGUUAAGCACUCUCAAGCACUCACUUGUAUGUCAAAAUCAAAGGCUUCUCAGGGUGUCAAAAUUUCUCAGAUGGUCUCAGAGAAUUCUCAACUUCAAACAAAGUUAGCUCAUCGCAGCGCCAAUCUGGCACCCAAGCAGCUUGACCCGAUUGAGCCUGAUGUCACUGCUGUUACAAACUCAGGUGGAGUGUCAUUCCAAUAA